This is a messenger RNA of Hypomesus transpacificus, 1030 nucleotides long. RefSeq names its product v-Ki-ras2 Kirsten rat sarcoma viral oncogene homolog (gene kras). The transcript is spliced from 6 exons. Bases 282 to 851 code for a protein of 189 amino acids. Gene Ontology annotation, molecular function: GTPase activity; GTP binding; GDP binding. NCBI's taxonomy places the organism in Eukaryota, Metazoa, Chordata, Actinopteri, Osmeriformes, Osmeridae. Gene Ontology annotation, biological process: Ras protein signal transduction. The record is from RefSeq and is a predicted model, not a curated record. Gene Ontology annotation, cellular component: plasma membrane.
UGAUCUCCACGACGCUACACCCGGUAUCCGCCCAUACAAGCGUUUAGGCCAACCUCGAAUUCAGGACAGCAGGCCGAACGCUGUAUCAAAUGGAAAGUUCUAUCGAUUAAUUUCCUCUCUUUCGUCCGUAGCUCAUUGACAUUUAAAAGACAUUUCAUGAACACAAAUGCAGUCGUUUCAGUGUGAAGAAGGAAAUGCUGAGAUCGUGUGAAAAAGGACUAUCUGUUUGACUUAUUUGGUCGCUACUUCGGACACGGAACUCCACACUAAAAAGGUGAAUCAUGACAGAAUACAAACUGGUAGUGGUAGGAGCUGGAGGCGUGGGGAAGAGUGCCCUGACCAUCCAGCUCAUCCAGAACCACUUUGUGGAUGAAUACGACCCCACCAUCGAGGACUCGUACAGGAAGCAGGUGGUGAUUGACGGGGAGACGUGUCUGCUGGACAUCCUUGACACAGCAGGUCAGGAGGAGUACAGCGCCAUGAGGGACCAGUACAUGAGGACAGGGGAGGGCUUCCUCUGUGUCUUCGCCAUCAACAACACCAAGUCCUUUGAGGACAUCCACCAUUAUAGAGAGCAAAUAAAGCGGGUGAAGGACUCUGAGGACGUCCCCAUGGUCCUAGUGGGUAACAAGUGUGACCUACCCUCUCGCACAGUGGACACCAAGCAGGCCCAGGACCUGGCCCGCAGUUAUGGCAUCCCCUUCAUCGAGACCUCGGCCAAAACCAGACAGCGAGUGGAGGAUGCCUUUUACACCCUGGUGCGGGAAAUCAGGCUGCAACGCCUCAAUAAGCUCAGCAAGGAGGAAAAGACCCCGCGCUGCGUCAAGCUUAAAAAGUGUGUUGUGAUGUGAACUGGGGUGUUGAUGAUGCCUUUUACACGUUAGUCCGGGAGAUCCGAAAACACAAGGAGAAGAUGAGCAAAGAGGGCAAGAAGAAGAAAAAGAAAUCCAAGACUAAGUGCAUACUCAUGUGAAUAACCCUCAACGCCCCAUCCCUCUCCCCCCAUACCCCCCCCCCCCCCCCCCCCCCC